This is a messenger RNA of Drosophila innubila, 2003 nucleotides long. It is a transcript of the gene Nadk2, whose product is annotated as NAD kinase 2, mitochondrial. The record is from RefSeq and is a predicted model, not a curated record. Gene Ontology annotation, biological process: NAD+ metabolic process. The transcript has 6 exons. Lineage: Eukaryota; Metazoa; Arthropoda; Insecta; Diptera; Drosophilidae. Gene Ontology annotation, cellular component: mitochondrion. Gene Ontology annotation, molecular function: NAD+ kinase activity. Bases 555 to 1796 code for a protein of 413 amino acids.
ACACAGGCACACAAACACACACCCGAUUUGAAGAGAAGUAUUUGUGCUUUUGUUUUAUUAUUAUUUUUCUGGCUGAUAAGAAAAAACGCCGUGCCGCUUAUCAGCAAUGCACAACAAGAAAUCAACUGACAGCGAGAUGUGAGAUGUGAAGCGAAAGCGAACGAAAAUAGAAACAAAAGGCGAUAAAUGACGGCUAAAGCAAAAAUUUAUAUACACGACGACGAUGUGAGGCACAAAAGCUAAAACGAACGUAAUAACAAUCAAACAGUUAAUCUAAUAGAGACUAAGAACGUGGACGUUAUUUAAAAUGAUCAAUGGCAACGGAUAGCGAAUGUAAUCAGUGUGAUAAUUGAUCCAGUUUUAGUUCAAUAAUAACCUCUAAUCUAAACGAAUUUAAUGCAAACAAAGAAUAAGACAUUUUUCAUUUAAUUAUUUUUUCAUCUACUGUUCUGUGUAAUAUUCGAAUUACAAGAAGUUAAAUAAAGUGAAUAGUUUCACACAUACACACAAAUACAUACAUAUAUGUAAAUGAUAUUUUAUUAUUGACGCUCAGCAUGUUGAAAACGAAGCAAUUGCUAAAACAAUUUGCCAAAGAAUAUUCAAACUUUGCGCCCACAAACUUUAAUUUGAAGCGUGCUCUGGUCGUAACGAAACUGUCGCGCUAUGAAGUGGAGCAACUGCGUCAUCCGGAACUGUCACGCGAACAGUUGGACCAAAAGCUACGAGAUCGUGGCACCGACGUCGAAAUGCUCCUUUAUUUGCACAAUCUCCACAAGGACUUUGAGCGUCGAGUUGUGCAGAGCUUUAAGGAUGUGGGAUGCGAGGUUAAAAUGUCCAGCAGACUUGAAUUUAGAAGCUCUCUGAGCAAGGAUGUCAUGAGCUGGGCGGAUGUUAUAGUGCCCGUUGGCGGUGAUGGUACCUUUUUGCUAUCCGCCAAUCGGGCCAGUCCCUUGUUUGCGCUUAGCCAGCAGAAAACGCCGAUUGUUGGCUUCAACUCGGAUCCAAAGCACUCGGAGGGUCGUCUCAUGUUGCCCAAACACUACUCGGACAAUCCCGCCGAAGCCGUGGAGCGCAUCAAGAACGGUGACUUUAAAUGGGUACAUCGGUCACGGAUACGCACCACGCUUUUGGGCAGCAAUGGAACGAUUCCUGAGUCAACGGAUUUGUUUAGACACACGGCGGUCAAAAUGGAGCAGGUGACCACAUCACCGGAGGUUCUCGAUGAUAACAUGGCCAGCAAGUACAAGGCCAAAAUGAAGCGUGUUCUACCCUAUCUGGCAUUAAACGAGGUUUUCAUUGGGGAACAUCUGUCGGCACGAGUGUCACAUUUGCAGCUGGUACUGAAUCAUCAGGAUUUGGUGAACAAAACAAAGUGCUCUGGACUGUGCGUAAGCACUGGCACUGGUUCCACAUCCUGGCACACUAGCAUCAAUCGCAUCACCGGCUGUGAUGUCGAUGAGCUGCUGCGAACGCUUCCCAAUGCUGAUACGCCGGAUAUGCAAAAGCUGCUCGAGAACGUGGAGGAAAUUGCACAGGUGUACAAUCAAAGAUUGCUCUUUGCACCCGACGAUCCUCGACUGUGCUACUCGAUCCGAGAGCAAAUCUGUGUGGGCGUCUGGCCAUCUCCAAAGACAUUCAAGGCACGCGAUUUUGUGCAGAGUGUGUUUGUCGAAUCCCACUGCAUUGAUGCCAAUCUGGUGAUUGAUGGCAGCAUAUGCUAUCCGUUUAACGACGGUGCCAAAGUGCUGCUGGAGGUUUAUCCGGAGGAUGCGUUGCUGACGAUCAAUCUAGACUGAAGAAACCUGCAACUGAAUUGAGAAAAGUGCCUGAAAGAUGAAUCCCCGAACCAAGGCUGCAACUGCUGCAUUUUUGUUGAAGCAUGUCUGAAAUAUUGAAAUUACAUACAUACAUAUUUAAUGAUGCAUUGCGCAACUGCUUAGUAGUGUAAGCUCAAAAGUAAUUUGUUAUAAUACAUAUACACAUUUAUUUAAAUUUAAACUGAA